AUGGACAGCGAGUACCGCAUAAUAUUGAACGUUGGCGGUGUUCGGCACGAGACUUACAAGCAUACGUUGAAAAAAAUCCCAGCCACUAGGUGAGGUUUUUUCUCCAUAGUUUUUCGGUUUCAUAUACAAUUUAUUCUCCUUCAGAUUAUCAAGAUUGACGACGAGCCUGGCCAACUACGACCCCGUCCUCAACGAGUACUUUUUCGACCGGCAUCCCGGCGUCUUCGCUCAGAUUUUAAAUUAUUAUCGGUGAAGAAUUUAAUGAUUUUUUUUUUGACAGAAUGACUUUUUUACUUGGAAAACGUUUAGUGACCACUUUAGGGUUUUGACUUUUUAGUGUCCACUGUAGUAGCCUCUUAAGUGAAAUUUUGUGUCUUCUUUAGGAGUCUAAUUGGAACUACUAGGCCAAUUAAGAAUGCUAUAGUGGCCACUCUAGGGUUUUUUCGUUUGAGUGGCCACUUAAGUGACCCCUUCAGGAGCCUUAUUGGUACUACUAGCCCAUUAAAAACUACUGUAGUGGCCACUAAGACGCAAAAUAGUGGCUUCUACAGAGGUGGUCCUCUCUCCAAGUAGAUCUUGAGGGGCCACUUGAGGGGCCACCUGAGUUUUUCUGAUCGAUAUUCGAACUAGAUGAGAAAGAUUGUUCCCAAAAAAUGAAAACCAUUUUUUUUUUCAGAACGGGUAAACUUCACUAUCCAUUGGACGUUUGCGGGCCGCUUUUUGAGGAAGAAUUGAAGGUUUUUUUGAUAUUUUUUCUACUUUUUUCUUGUUUCUCAUAGAUUAGAAUAGAUAUUUCCCUCUAUCGAUUUUUUUUAGUUUAAAAAAACAGUUUUUCUCCUAACGCCUGAAACUCCUACAAAGGGUUAAAAGGUCAAAAGUGUCGCCAAUUUUGGUUUUUUUUUUUUUACAAAAUUCAAAUUUUUGGACUUGAACUUGAACUUGAAAAAGCUUCUUUUUUUAAAGUAUAUAUAGACCUUCGAAUUGUUAUCAUUUUUUAACAGAGAGGCUGAUUUUUUUUUUGCGGCUUGGAACUUUUUUUAAACAUGCCCAAACACUCUUUGAAGGCCUAUACCUAGUAGUGAAAACGUACGAAAACUUUUUUUUGAGAUAUGGCUUUUGAAGUUUCGGAAUAUGGGUAUCAGACUUGAUACUGUGUUGGACGCGAAUCUUUAGUAUUUUAUCUCAAAAAAUUUAUUUUUUCGCGAGUAGACACUAUAGGGAACCGUCAUUUGGAACUUUGUAGAAUACAUUUUUUUAAAAUUUUGAACUUUGAAACAAAAUGACCGCCCUUGUAAAAGAAUCUUUUCAUUCCAAGUGUUUUAAAAUUGAAAAAAUCUCAAUUUUCCAGUACUGGGGCCUUGAUUCCAACGAGUGUGAGCCAUGCUGUUGGAUGACGUUGUCGGGGACCCGGGAUACGCAGGACGUUUUGAAAACCCUUGACGAACUCGACAUUGAAGUUGAUCAGACUGAGGGACCGGUAGGUUUUUGAUGAUUCUUAGAAAAAAAUCUCAUUGUUAAUUUCAUCUUUUAAAAAAUCACAAUCACCUUGGGAAGGUCAGAGUGGCCCCUAUAGGGGUUAGAAGAUUGAACAGUCCGCAGCGGACAAAAAGGGCUCCCUAUAGGGGUUAAGGGUCUGACCCCUAAGCCUCUAAAGCUUAAGUGAUCCCUUUAUGGGUCUUUUUUAAUGAUUUUAAAAUUUUGUCAUUAUUUUGGAAGUAAAAAGGGAAUGAGUAUGGUUUUUGUCUGAGCUAGAUGAGUAGGUUGAGGAAAAGAGUCAAAUUGGAGUCCUACUGAAUUUCUCUUGAUUUGAGAAAAUGUAGAAACUGACUCUUUUCGUUGCCGCUCCCUGCUUAGCGGUGUUGUUGCCUGCCACGCGGGUCUUCUUCUUCUUGAGUGAGCGUUGAGUGCGGGUCGGACAGCGAUCCGUUCAACCUCAAACUUGGGUAAUUAAACCUUUAUCAUAAAUAUUCCGCGAACAAAUUAUAACGAUAAAGUAAUAAAUUCAAAUAAACAAUAAGAAUGGAAGAUUGAGUGAAAAAAAAAAUGAAAAAAAAUGAAAGAGGAGAAAUGGUUUGGGGGCGAACGACGUGGCUGGCUAGACAGGUAAUGGAAUGGCUCCUAAUGGACCUUUCCCCUGGCGAGCCAGCCACGUCAUCCUCUGAGUGGCGGGGAGGCAUCUACCUUUGAGUCGGUGUCGACAGGAAGUUCGUCAGCUUUUUUUGAUCGAUUUACUGAUCCCUUGUUGAACUUCUCUUGAUUCUUUAAGCGUCAAUAAGGAAAAAUAAGUCAAUCAAUUUUUUCCAGGAGCUCUACAAGCGAUUCGGCUGGGAGGACGACUUCCACAACGACAGCUUGAGCCCCUGGCAAAAGUUGAAACCUCGGAUUUGGCGGCUUUUUGAUGAGCCGAGCUCGUCGAGGUGUGCUCAGGUGGGCUUUUUUUUUUAAAAAUAAUUUCGAUUUUUUAUUAUCUUUCUGGGCUUCGAAAGUGUGCCCUGGCGUCUUCCAGAAAAGAAUAUAUUACAAAAGCUGAUUUCUUGUUUCUGAUAGGUUUGCGCGACCCUCAAGUGACCACUUAAAAAUUUAUGGAACAGUGAAGGUUUCUGAACCAUUUAGUGAUCACUUAAGUGGGCCCACUCCGCUAAAGUUAUCACUAAAUGGUUCAUAAACGUCAAGCUUGCGAAAGCUCUGUGUGCGUCCAGUCGAAGAUCAUAGGGAAAGCUUCAUCUCUUAUCUGAAAAACCUUUAGUGGCCACUUGAAAAUUUAUAGUAGAACAUGUUUGUAACUUGCAUCACCUAGGACACCUGGAAAGCACACUGAACGUUUCUGAACCAUUAAGUGAUCACUUAAGUGGGCCCAAUUUGCUAGAGUUACAACUAAAUGGUUCAGAAACGUCAAGUUUACGAUUCCACCGUCUCAGUUCACCAAAAGAUCAUAGUCAAAGCUUUUUCUCUUCUCUGAGAACCCUUAAGUGACCAAUUGAAAAAUUUGUCGUGGGAAAUGUGCAGGUGGUCCAGUAAAAUACCUUCUGAGAGAACCCUUGAGUGACCACUUAUAAAUAUGUUAUGAAAGAUCCGACGCGUGUCAUUUGUAGUACAGUAAAAGAUCAUAGUUAAAAUAUUUUCUCAAAACCCUUAAGUGACCACUUAAAAAAUUUUUGGUGGGAGAUCUUCAGCAUGUAGUUUGUAGUACAGUAAGAGGUCAAAAGUGAAACGCUUUUCCCAUUUUAGAACCUUUAAGUGGCCACUUCCAGAUACGACGUGGAAGACUUGUAAUUUGUAGUACAGUGAAGUGUCAAAAGCCUUUUUUGAAAACCCUCAAGUGGUCACUUCAUCUUGUUGAUUUUCCAGAUCAUCGCCUCAAUCUCCGUAUUCUUUCUAAUCACGGCCAUAAUCGUCUUCUGCCUGAAAACCCACCCGGGGAUGCGGAUAGCCGAGAUUACCGCCUUCGGAAACAUCUCCAGGAAUCAUCGAUCAGUUCAUCAUAGCCACUCUUUCCAUCCUUCCGCUCCUUUAUCUUCCAAAAUCCAGCUCGCUGGGAUCGGCGUCGACAAGGACAACUCCAGGCCUCAUCCCACUUUUAUGGUGACAUUUUUGGAUAUAUUUCAUGGUGGUUUUAUAUUGAGUAUUGAGCCUUAACUAAUUUUAUGACGUCAUCUGGAGGCCUAUAAUGACGUCAUUAUAUUGAACAACCCUUUUUUGAAGAAUUUCUAGUUUCCUGCCGAAAAUAUAAUAAAAAACGUGUUCGUGGAAAUAUGACUUAGGACGUGAAGAUAUCAUGACGUCAUUAGGAAGACCGAUGAUGACGUCAUUAAAACAGAAAUAUCGAAAAUUGAUUUUUUUUAAUGACGUCACAGACCUAAAUUUGACGUAAUGAAUUGAAUUAUAAUGACGUCACAGACCCAAAAAUGACGUCAUUUUUAUAAUUAUGAUGAUGUCACAAACAGAAAAUUGACGUGAUUUUUUUUUAUAAUGAUGACGUCAUAUACUCAAACUUGACGUAAUUUGUUAGAUUCUGAUGACGUCAUAGACUCAAACGUGACGUCGCUUUUUUUAAAACUAUGAUGACGUCACAGGCUUGCCGUCAUUUUUUAAAAUUCUAAUGACGUCACAGACCUCAAUCAUUGCUUCAUGAUAAGUAAUAGAGUAUAGAAUCUCAAUAUUUUAUAGUCUAUUUACUAAGAUUCUGAAUUUCAGCGAACGACAUUCCGCUGUUUCACUGCGUGCGGUCGCGAAGCGGCUUUGCGUUUUCGAAUCCCGGUCGCGCUUCUAUUUUUUUCUUAAACUUUAGUACUCAACUUUCAAGUGCUCCCAAUGGAGUAGUCCAUUCAUCAACAAUGAUAAUAAGUUCAAAGCGUGACCGAGAUUCGCAAAGACGCUUCGCGACCGCACGCAACGGAACAGCGGAAUGUCGUUUGGGAUAAUUCAAAGCAGAAAAUAAAAAUCACAUUUCUGCCCUUUUUGAAUCUUUCGUUUCAGUAUAUCGAAACGAUUUGCAACAUUUGGUUCACGAUAGAAAUCGUCGUGCGAUUCAUGUCCUGCCCGUCGCGUUGGGAAUAUCUCAGGGUAAUUUUGAAAGCUCAAAACUCCAUUUGAAUGAUUUUUAAGGCCCCUGUGAACAUUAUCGACAUCGUGGCAACGUUGACGUUCUACAUCGAUCUGCUGUCGAGCAUGUUCGGCGCGACGGCCGAUCUGGAAUUCUUCUCCAUUAUUAGAAUUAUGCGGCUCUUCAAACUGACCCAUCACAACUCGGGUCUCAAGAUCCUGAUGCACACUUUUAGGUUCGUUUUAAAAAAAUUGGAGAUCGUUAUAGCCCAUUCUCGUCACGCUUUUCAUUUUCAUCGCUUCGUUUCGAUGCGCGAGUCCUGUCUCUGUGUAUGCGCCUUUAAUUUCAAAGACAUUUUGGGCUAGCAGUAAAAUGAAAAUCGUGACAAGGUGGCGUACUGAAAAAAGUCUUUGUGGUUACUUUAGGGUCUUCUUAGUGGUCACUUAAGUGAAUAAAAUCUAGUGGCCUCUUUAGGAGUCUAAUUGGUACUACUAGACUCCUAAAAACCACUGUAGUGGCUACUAAGAAGAAAAAUGUGGCUUCUAAAGAGUUGGCUCUAGUGACCACUUUAGUAUCCUUGAGGAACCACUUAAGGGGCCACUGAAGUUUUUCCCAGUGAAUGAGUCUCAGGGCUAGUAAACCUAUUUCUUGACAGCGAAAAAAAUUUUUUUUGACUUGAACUAUCCCCUUUAAAAAGGUAUCAGUGAGUGAUUCAGAGCUUCGGCGAAAGAACUGAUGUUGCUGGUGUUCUUCCUGGUCCUCGGCGUCGUCGUCUUCGCCUCCCUCGUCUACUAUGCCGAACGCGUCGAGAGCAACGAGGACAACCAGUUUCAGAGCAUUCCGAUUGGACUUUGGUGGGCGGUGAGUAUUAAAUGAUCUGUCUGUUAUUAAAAAAAAAUGAAUAAUGAGAAAACUCAGCCUAAAAGUCAUCUGGAAGGUAGUUAUCUUUAAACUUAUUUAUUGGAACUUUUUCAACCCCUACAAGUUCGUUCUAGUCAAGCAAUAGCUAGUCCAGCUCACAGAGAUUGAAAAUUUGAAUUUAUAGAGAAAAAAAGGGCCUAUUAGUCUCCUGAAACGAAUCUUCAUGUCUCUCAACCUCAGGAACUCCAUAGCGGUCCCUAUAGGGGCCACAAAAGUUUGCAAAAGUGGUGCCUAGAACGGUUUCAGUUAGGGGCUUCUAUAGGGGACAUACUAGUCAAUAGUUUUACUCUAUAACAUGAAAAAAUAUCGGUAGUGGAUUGGCUAAGAAGUUAGACAAAAAACCCUAAAGGGACCACUUUUUCGGAUAUUUACCCCCUAACCCCUAUAGGGAUCACUCUAAAAUUCCUGAGUAGGGACCUCCUCCUCACGUUUGUCUUUAAGUAUUCCAAUCUGACGAAUAAUCAUUUAAAAAUCCUAAAGGGACCACUUCAGCUGUAGGGGCUUAGAGGCCAGAUUUUGAACCCCUAUAGGGACCACCUAAGUUUUCAAAUCUGAUGAAAGAUUAUCAAAAAUACUAUAGGGGCCACUUGAGCUCCAGGGGCUUACAGGACAGAUUCUGAACCCCUAUAGGGACCACAUAAGUUGUACCCCUUUGUACCCCAAAGAGCACUUUCCUAACUCCUAUAGGGACCCCUUGAGCUUCAGGGACACAGGGGAAACUUGUGAACCUAAAGGGACCACUCUAGUGUACUAGAAAGAAUGGUAAACCCUCAAGUGGCCACUCCUGCUCAGAUCGUGACGAUGACCACCAUCGGCUAUGGCGACAUCACGCCGCACACCUACCUCGGCCGCCUGAUCGGCUCGAUUUGUGCCCUGGCCGGUGUGCUGACGAUCGCCCUGCCAGUUCCGGUAGGCGUGCGGUCGCGUCGCGGUUUCAACUUUUGGAAAUUCAGGUCAUCGUGUCGAAUUUCGCCAUGUUCUACUCGCAUACGCAAGCCAGAUCGAAGAUGCCCAAAAAACGGCGGGGUGUCCUGUCCUUGGACCAAGUCGCUCAACAUGUGAGUUUCUUUGGGUCCAAGCAAAGUCCCAAGCUUUGCUUGGGAAAUUCUAAUUUUCGCCGUGGAGCGAACUUGGUUUGAUUCUAAUUUUCGCCAUGGAGCGAACUUGGUUUGAUUCUAAUUUUCGCCAUGAAGCGAACUUGCUUUAAGCAAGAAGCUUGAGAGAGGUCAUUCAUGUCGAAAAACUUCAGUUAUAAAAAUUAUUUUUUUAACUCUUGGUCAACAGGUGAAACACCCGCCGCGAGUGUCCAACGGCCCACGGCGAAACAUGGAAAAUACGCCGCUCGUCGAGAAAAAUCACAGAAACAGCACCGCAAUCUCAAACGCAACCAAUUCCCCGCCCCACACUCUAAUAUAA
Molecule: messenger RNA, 6880 nt
Organism: Caenorhabditis auriculariae
Lineage: Eukaryota; Metazoa; Nematoda; Chromadorea; Rhabditida; Rhabditidae
Source: the annotation of a GenBank genome assembly